This is a messenger RNA of Lathyrus sativus (Indian pea), 636 nucleotides long. The record is from the annotation of a GenBank genome assembly. NCBI's taxonomy places the organism in Eukaryota, Viridiplantae, Streptophyta, Magnoliopsida, Fabales, Fabaceae.
AUGAGUAAUGAAGAGUUAGUUAUUCAAGAUGAGUAUCUGUACAAAGAAGAGACGCGACUCACUGUUCUGAAAACUUCUCGGUUCUUCACUGGUGAUGGCUUUGUCGUCUACGAUUGUAAGGGACAACUCGUUUUCCGAUUCGACUCAUACGGACCUAACACUCGUGAUAAGGAAGAGCUUGUUCUCAUGAAUCCUCACGGUCGUUCUCUUCUCACUUUGCGUCGAAAGAAACCUAGCCUUCAUCAACGAUGGGAAGGGUUCAAAGGAGAGAGAAAAGACGGUGAUAAACCUAUUUUUAACGUAAAAAGAUCAUCAAUAAUUGGACGGUCACGAACGAGUGUAACAGUGGAAGUACACGAUAAUCCAGGUAUGGAGUACCUCAUUGAAGGGUGCUUCCCACAACGAUGUUGUAAGAUUUUCAACGCCACAAAAAAAUUAGUGGCUGAGAUUCGUCGUAAAGUGGACCCCACCACGAAUGUUAUGCUUGGAAAAGAAGUGUUCAUGCUUUGCAUUCAACCUGAUUUUGAUGUGUCCUUUGCCAUGGGGUUGGUUUUGGUAUUGGAUCAAAUCAACGGUGAGAAUUUCUUUGAUAAUGGGAUCAUCGAGACUUCGGUGCACCCUACUGCAGAAGAUUGA